Molecule: messenger RNA, 1634 nt
Organism: Aspergillus heteromorphus CBS 117.55
Lineage: Eukaryota; Fungi; Ascomycota; Eurotiomycetes; Eurotiales; Aspergillaceae
Exons: 2
Coding region: 433-1371 (312 amino acids)
Source: RefSeq, a predicted model, not a curated record
UUUAAUUCUCCUCUGUCUUUCCCAUCUUUCCCUUCCGGUUUCUUGACAGCAAUGUGGCCGUCUUUGUUGUUUUACCUUGGACUGAAUCUGAAUAAGAUGGUUGUCCCGACUCCCGCUAAUAGCCGCAAGUGAGGAUCACUUAGGGCCAUGCAGGAGACUAAAGUGCUUCAAUCCAACAAGUCUGGAAGCUGGGCACUUACUCAAUCUACUCUCCGGGCCUAAUUUGUUAUCACGAAUUGGGUGCUGCCUAGUGGCCAAGAGCCUAUUAAAUCCCGCUGGUACUUAUCACGGCGCUCAGCGUGGAGCGGCUCUCAGCCGGACAACUGACUUAAAUCAUGCAGCCACCUGCUGUUGAUCAUGCUCCUCUUGUCCUAUCUGAGUGAGUGUACUCUCUAAUGAUUUCCCUCCCUUCUCACUCAUUAUCAAUCGACCAUGUCGUCAUCAAUACCGGCCAGCAUAACCUCCCUAAGCACCAUAUUCACCCCGCCUGCAGAAUGCACCACGAGAUGGACAUAUGAGGGCUCCGCCUACAACCAAAUCUCAAAUGGCCUGCUGCUUCAGAAUGCAGUAGCCGUGGAUUGGACCUGCUUUCCUGGUGGCUUUUCCAACACCGGCAGAGUGGCUUAUGGCUCGGCCUACAGCCCCGACUGGUGUCCAUAUGGGUACACCUCUCCGCAGGUGGACAUUGUGGGCACCGCGACAACGGCCGUUUGUUGUAUAUCAGACUUCACCUAUUACACAACACCCACGACUGUUGGAGACCUUAUAUCCACCAAUGUGGUGUUCGCCGGCUGCCUCAGUAUGUAUCCCGCAUCGGACGGUUCAACAAGCGUCCCCUGCCGCAACGAUACUGCCAAAACAUGCAACACCGUCGUCUCAGGCCCGAUUACCAUGUGGGCUCAGCCUAUUACCGUCGCCUUCAAUAAAGAACAAGCCAGCGCAUACAACUCCAUUACAGCCUCCCCAAGCUCAACUAGUGCCUCUAGUCUGUCCACUCAAUCACCAGCAGCCGCAGCCGCAGCAUAUUCCACCAUCGCUCAGUCCACUUCCACUUCCACAACAACACCGCUUCAAGACGAAUCGAAAAAUACGGGUCUAUCCACAGGUGCCAAGAUUGGUAUUGGCAUCGGUAUUGCCGUGGCGGUUCUGCUGCUUCUCAACUUCACCGCAUUGUUUUGGUACCGGCGCUACCGAAAAGCGAAGGCAGCCCAUGGCAAAGAAGACAUAUCUUAUUUACGACAAUACCGUCAGCCGGGGGUCGUCGAGCUGCAUUCGGCGCAUCGCCCACCUGAGAUGGAUGCUCCGAACCGUUGCGAAAUGGCGGCCCCAGCAGGCAUGACGUAUCGCGACCGGGUCGAGCUCUAUGGGUGAUCGUUGCAUGUAUAUACAUACGAUUGUUAUCCAUUACACCCAUCAUUUGUCGCGAUGCAGUUUUUAGCAUUGUUACUACACCAGCCUCUCAGCUAGUGAUGCUUCAGACGGCAGUUCUGCGUAUCCUUUUCUUAUCAGUCGAGGAGAAGCCCCUACCUUGUUCAUUUUAAUCUUCAGGUUUAUUGUCUGUGGUGCUCUGCAUUUUGUACUGGAUUGAUUUGUUAUUUCAUGACAUGACUGCCACAGCUAUUUCGUUAUUGGCG